GCUCAAACUACAUCAGUGUUUUAUAUUGGAGUAGUGGGAUGUAUGGGGGAUAAAAACGAUUGUUGCCCAUUUCAAGUGAUUAGUACAACCACAACCGUUACAGCAACAGCAACAGCCGCUGGAGCUGGCCCUCCCACAACUAAAUUCGAUUUUCCUUCUGCAAGCGCAACUGAUCAAAUUACCCUGCCGGACUGCCCGGCCGACUACCAAACCAUCUCAUCCUCCUUCUGCUGCCCUUCGGGAUACUUACUCUGGGACACCCUUCUCGGAGGAAUCACACCGUGCUAUAGCACCACAUCUAAUUAUUUAACACCCCCGCCUAUUCCCGUAUCUUCGACCACAAACAUUGGAUCUUCGGUAGGUCCGGAGACAGUCACUAGCACCGUCAUUAACGUCGUCUAUGCAAUGAACUACCCAGUCAAGAGCCGUCCGUCCGGUCUUAGCAAAGGAGCGGAUGCGGGUGUUGGUGUCGGUUCGGUGGCUGCAGUGGCUUUGGCAGGUUCUGCAUUACUCUGGUUCUUUUUUAGGAGAAGGCGUGGGGAGCACGGGGAGCAUGGUGAGCAUAGUCCAUAUUUUGGCAGGGGAAGAUCGCCGCGAGAUUUGGGUUCAUCGCCUUCAACCGUACCGACACCGUAGAAUGGAAUUCCAUUUGGUCGAUCUGUCGCUUAAUCAAACGGGAAAAAGUAAAACGACCCCCCCCCCGGUGUCGAUUGGGGGUGUCGAUGGGGGGCGCACUAACCGAAAUCAG
Molecule: messenger RNA, 748 nt
Organism: Hyaloscypha bicolor E
Lineage: Eukaryota; Fungi; Ascomycota; Leotiomycetes; Helotiales; Hyaloscyphaceae
Exons: 2
Coding region: 43-636 (197 amino acids)
Source: RefSeq, a predicted model, not a curated record